Messenger RNA from Epinephelus fuscoguttatus (brown-marbled grouper), 7439 nucleotides. RefSeq names its product TopBP1-interacting, checkpoint, and replication regulator (gene ticrr). Gene Ontology annotation, biological process: mitotic G2 DNA damage checkpoint signaling; regulation of DNA-templated DNA replication initiation; response to ionizing radiation. Bases 403 to 6090 code for a protein of 1895 amino acids. The record is from RefSeq and is a predicted model, not a curated record. The transcript has 21 exons. Gene Ontology annotation, cellular component: nucleus. Gene Ontology annotation, molecular function: chromatin binding. NCBI's taxonomy places the organism in Eukaryota, Metazoa, Chordata, Actinopteri, Perciformes, Serranidae.
UUGAGGGUAGAGUACUAUGAGAAAAUGGCGAAUAUGUUUAGUUACAGGACUAAUGUUAUACGGAAACUUUCUGUAGGUUGAUAGCUAAAUAAGAUCGGGGUAUUUCCCUUUUACCUUGCGUGUCAAGUUAUUUCAAACAACGGCGGGCGCUAAACUCAUGUCACGGUAGCCGAAGCUAAUUUUUAACUGCGUUAACUUGUGUAACAUUAGCUACGAUGGCUAGUUAGCAAGAUAGCUAGAAAAAUGAAGUGUCCUUAGUUAGAGCUGUAAAUGGCGUCCCUGCGCCCACAUACAAUGAAAUGACACCGGACCUGAAUACGUUUGAGCGAGGCUGGCCUGUUUUCAUGGCUUAUUGUUGAGUUAACGGCUCUGAAGCCACACGGGGACAGUGGAGUUGACGUUAUGGCUUUACACAACUUGGUUUUUGUUAUCGAUGUGGAUUAUGGAGAUCACGAUUCAGGAGAUCAACUGGAUGUCAGGAACCAUCUCGUAAAACGGGGAAUAUUACUAACCCUGCUGCACUUCGGCUACAAAUACGGAUUUGACAAAGUGCGCUGGGGUUAUAAAUUUUUCCAGUCCAAGACUGGCCGCAAUGCAAGCCUCCUAUCAAGGGGGUCAGACUUUAAGGAGCUGCGCCACAAAACUUUUGAGGACUUUGAAAUAGAGUUUGAAGCCAAAUUUGAUCUGAAGGAUAAACCGUGCCCUUCUCAGCAGAGGCAGCAAUCCAAUCAUUCUGCCUCAGUUCAAAAUGCACUCAAAGAAACCCUGCUGGACUUCCAGUGGGACAGACCAGACAUCACCUCGCCCACCAAACUGUCCUUGAGGCCGCGGAAGUCGAGCCGAGCUGGGAAGCCCAGUGUUUCACAGGAGGAUGAGAUUUCAAGCAACGGGAGGAAUGUGGUGUUUAUUGUCUCGGAGUGUCCACGCUCCAGGUCACAACUUGUGGACUAUCUUUCUUUGGGAGACCGUGACCUGCCAACAGAUGUGACGGAGCACAUAAUACCCAGGGGCCUUCACGAUAUGCUGGUUGAGCGACAGGUGGUGCUGCACUGGGUUGACAGUAGAUCACAUGUUCAGGUCCUGAGGUGUGAGGAUCACCUCAGCUUUGACAAGCUGUCUGAGGUCCUAGCUCAGCUGGGCGGCAGAGUGAUCCCUGUGGUUGCCCUGCUGGACCUGUGCUCCACUCAAAAGCCAGACUCAGACUUCAGGACAGAGACCUUUGUGUUCAAGUCCAGCAUUGGAUACAUGCUGUCUUCUGAAAGGCUGCACCGUCUGGCUUUUCCUGUCAUAGGCGGUGUUCUGCGGUGGGAGCAAGGUGAUGUGACACAGAGCUGCGGUGUCAUGGUUGAGCCAGUGUCUUGCAGACAGAGGCUUCUCCCAGAGUUGGUGGAAGUGUGUCUGAAGGGAGUGCUGCAGGACUGGGAUCCUUCUUCACUGACACAGACCCCUACAGAGUCAUGGGUGCUCCAGUGCACCAGCAGCAGUGACCAGGGGGCUGAUGCCUUCCAGCAUCUCCUGUUGGAGCUGUCUGCUCGUGGCCUGCACAUGCUCUCUGAGGUGAAUGACAGCGGCCUGGUGUGCUCAGCUGUCCUCGCCCCCUUGUCACACACUACAGCCCUGCUCACCAUCCUCCAGCCUGGAGUCACUCAGCACGACCAGAUCCUGACCACUGAGAUCAUUGCCCCUGCCUCAGCAGAAGCUUCAGUUGAACUGCCAGAUGUUGUGAGCAGUGUUCUGGGAGUAGUGUAUGACAUAAUGGAGGAGGAUGGUAACGAUGACGACGACCAGCCAAAGGAUUAUCAGAUUCCUGAGUGGGCUCAGCAGGAAGUUAGUCGUUUGCCGCUGACAACAAGCGUUUUGGAGAGUUGGUUCCCUCAGUCAGACCAGUCAGGAGUUAGUUCCCAUUUAAUGGAGUCGAUGAGGUUGCUGCAUGCAGUGCCAGAACAGAGAGAAGAAGAGGAGUUAUCUGUCCUACAGCAGGAGCUGAUCGGUGGUCUGGCUGAAUUGUAUCAAAUAUCCCGGGGUGCAGAUGCCAAGAGGGGCAAGAAACGUGGCGCCCAGCGCACACCGGUGAAACAGAAGAUGAAGACCAUGAGCCGCUCCCUGCAGAUGCUGAAUGUGGCGAGACUGAAUGUCAAAGCCCAAAAGAAUCAGUCCGAGUCUGAGCAGCCGGGGGCCGACAGCAGGGGGCCAGACAGACAGAGGAAGAGACGGUCAAGUGACAGGAACAAAUCUGGAGGAGCAAACACCAUCAGUUUCACUAAUGAGGCAGAGCUGCUGUCCCAUCUGAAGUCCAGUUAUGACAAGACUGUGGCAGAGAGAGACCCGUCUCUUGUCACUGGUGUCCAGCAGCUUCUGUUGGCUGUGAAAACCUUCCACAGGACAGAGACAGACCUGGAGGUAAAGACCUCCCUGUUUGUCCAGCAACACUUGAUCAAGACCAGCAAAUCAAUCAGGCAGCUCUAUGGCACAGCUGCUGAUGCUGAAAGCAAAGUCAAAGAGUGCAAGCUUCAGGCGCUGCUGAGACUGGAGUUGUGCAGACUUUUCUCUGCGGAGCAGUCUGACUCACUGGAUGUUGAUCAGAUGGCAGAGGAGGUGGCUGAAAUGCUGAGGAUUAUCUCCCUAACAAAAGACCCAGUUUGCUUAGCAAGGUUCCUUGAAGAUGAAGUCCUCCCAGGGUUCCUGACCACUAUUCCCAGAGUGCUUGCAGACAUCUACCACAGUCUGGGAACUCAGCUGCCUCAGGCUUUGGUGGCUGUCCUGCCCGCUGACUUCUUCAGCGACGACUCAGUUACCAAGGACAGCGUUUCUCCUUCAGCCUCCUCACCUCCCCUCUCCACACAGAGUGGGGUUUCAGAUGGCAGAGAUCGCCUGCAGGACCUGCGAAAUCGCUCCGCCAGCAAGAGGAGGAGUGGGAUGCUGACUCGUCAUCGCAGUAUGACUGAAUCAUCACAGAGUCUUCGCCAAAUAGAGAUCCCCAAAAAGACUACAAGAGCUUCCAAAUCAAAGGUCUGUGUUGCUUUGGAUAAACCUGUCGCAGAACCACAACCUCAACCUCAACCUCAGAAACAAGAAACCCAGGAGGUGACGAAGGUGAGAAGAAAUCUCUUCAACCAGGAGAUUGUCUCCCCCACAAAGAAAGCUAAGAUGUCGAGGAGCCAGUCUCUGUCUGCUGUGGAAGGAUUGAAACGCAAGCGAUCUAGUGAAGCUGAAGAAGGACACAAACUUCUAACAAAGAAAGUGUGUGAGACACCGCUCCACAAGCAAGUGUCCAGUCGCCUUCUGUACCGGCAGAAAAUGGGAAGGAGAUCUGUCCCAACUGAGGAGUGCAUUGUUGAAGAGUCACCAGUAAAACCCGCAGAAGACCUAAGAAGAAGCCCAAGGAUAAAGAAGUUCGCUCGAAGACACUCGAAUGUCUUCUACUCAAGUUCUCAGCCUCGCUCCCGCAACCUGGACAGGGCUCUCUCUGCAUCCCAGCUCACUCUCAGCGAUGGCAAAAUCAGCGGGAUUAAUAUUAAAACAGUUCGGUCUCCCAUGCGACUUCUUUUUGGGGCUGCCAAUUCCCCAAGUCGUCCAUCUGAGCCGUCAGCCAGGGUCACCAGGUCACGGCUGUCUACAGACUCCAGUGUCUUUGAGAGUCCAAAUAAAACACCAACAAAGUCCCCCAGCAAGCGUGGGAGAGCCAUGCAUGGAAUCACGACACCCAGGACACCCAGGACACCCAGAACCCCUCAAACCCCAGGAUCCCCCAAAACCCCGCCUCCAUCCAGGAUGCGUGUUUUCUCUGCUACAGAGAGCCCUGUAGCAGGAAGAUCUUGUGAGCUGGUAAUGACUCUGAGAGGCAGUCCUUUCAGAUCUCCAGCCAGACAGACUCUUGUGGUAGAGACGCCUACUAAGGAGAGCCCUGUGAGGAGCCCGUUGAAGGGUAUUCUCAGGACUCCAGUUAAGGCCUUGGUUGAAUGCCAUCCCUCUUCUGGAUCACAUCUUCUCAACAGCCCAGUUUCCAGGACUCCCAAGAAGAGUGUCACAUGGUCUCCAUCCCCUCGAAAAUGUAGGGUUGUAGAGAGCACCGUUUUCAAGGUGCCAGAGUCGCCUCGUAUUGCAACCCGCUCUUCUCCAAGACUGGUGAAAACACCCAACAAGUUUAGCAGUCCUAUCAAAAGCACUAACACUAAAAAAGACAUAUUCAAGUCCCCAGAAAAGACUGCAGGUAGCGUUAAUUUAACACAGGAAAAAAAUCAAAGGGCCUCUGAAAAACUUCACAACAGGAUGAAAACACCUGAGAAAGAUGAAACUGUUUUUCCACUAGAAAUGCCUCCUCCUCAAUUGACACCACCUCUAGACCACCACCUUUCACCUAAACCUAACACUAGAACUCAAUCCAAGACCCCUAGUCCUACUCAUACAAUGACUACUCGUUCUGGACGAACUCCAGGCAAAAGUUCAAACAUUGUAUCCCCAUGUAAGCCAGAAUUUACACCAGUAGGAGCUACCACCAUUUCAGAAGGAUCAAAUAGUUCAGGAAAGUCUCCAGCAAAGUCCCUGACAAGAACAAGGUCCAUUCAAGGUGCUGGAGCCACCAGACAUAACUUAAGAUCCCGUUCUGGUGAGAAUGUUUCCUCCAAACUGAACACAGAUUCUGCUGAGAACUGUGACCCAGUGGAAAACAACAUGCAGUCACACACAAAAGAUCAGGUACAAGCUGACUCUUCCCAAAUCUCUGAAACAGACUCUAGUUCCCAUACAGACUCCCAGCAGUUUGACUCCUCACAGUUUGCCUCCACAGAAGAUGAAAGUAUGGACAUUGUAGAUGCUGCGAUUGUAAAGACCCAGUUUAGUGGCGGUAUCAAGAUGAACAUUAGUUUUUCACGGAAGCCUUCAAAGUCCAGUGAAGACUUUCUGUCUAACACAGUCUCUCCUAAAUCACGUGUGUCACCCCCUUGCACACCUGGCCGGAGCUACGGCUUCCGGCAGACCCCUGAUCGUCAACAGAGAGAAGCUGCUGCUCGUUUGGGGUACGGGAAUGAACCCCCUCGAUUUUCAACCCCUCGAGGCCCAGCAAGACUUAGUCGACAAAAGAGCAAGGGUACUCCGAACCCUCUGACUUACCAAGUGGAAAUGGAAAUGCAAACAUCAGGACUUCCCAAGCUCAAAUUCAAGCGCACAGAUUCUAUGAAUGCAGGCGAUUUGGCCUCAGAUGGAGGUCCUCUAUCAGGAGGUCAAAGCCCUUUAGUUGGUUGGAAACCUUCUCUGCUGGAGAGCCCCUUGGCUUUGAAAUCAAAGCAAAGAGAUCCUGGAUGUGUCUCACCAUCUAUCUGCGCUCACGUCACCCCAGCCAAGAGCACACCUGGCAAAGGUGGAAGCGUCCAAACUUACAUUUGUCAGUCCUACACACCUACACACCAUCCUGUGGGAACAAUGUCUCCAGUGGCACCUGCAGACGUGGUUCCCCUGACUCCCUCCCCUCAAAGUGUAGGUAAGGUGACCCCAGACAAUCUCAACAGCUGGCCUCGCAGGAAGAGAGCUCAGAUUGGAGUGGUUGGAGGCAAGGAUCGUGGCCUGAAGGUGGAGCCUUUGCUGGUGGAGUUGCUGGAGGAAGCUGAGCUUGGAGUCAGCAGAUUGCAGGACGUUGAGGACACAGACGAGCCCUCAAAUAGCAAAGCUGCAAUAUCCACUUUGACUUCCAAACAGUCACCCCCAGUUGGAGCAGAUGCUUCUCCUCUUUCUCCACUGGAAGACUUGUACUGGAUGGAGAAGCUGGCUCAGCAGCCUGACUGUGCUGAUCCUCAGAGAGGUGAAGAAGACAUCUUCUGGGCCACUGGAAAUGGAGAUGUUAAGUCAGCAGCGACUCCUCCCAGCUCAAAGGUGAGGAAGCCAGUGACAGCGAGUGGGAUUUUGGCCCUCACUCACUCUCCAUUGUUGUUCAAGGGCAAAGCCAGCUCUGCCAGUAAGAGAACACCAAAUUUUAAAGGUGAGGCUGCCUCAGGAAGAAGGGUAGAAGUCGAUGGGGUGGACCUCUCUCCUUUCAGCCAGCCGAUCAAACGCUCAAACACAGGGAGGACCUACAGCAGGAAGAGACUGCUCCACUGAACCACAAUACCGUCUGGCAAGCAAAGCGAAAAGAUCCAUUCUGUGUUUUACUGUGAAGUUUUGAGCCUUUCUCAGUCGUGUUUUGUCAGGAGUGCUUUUGAUGGCAGAUCUGAAAGAUGUCUUUCAAACACCACUUGAAAGGCUUUACAGAUUCUGACCCUUACAUUUUCUGCUCCAACCAGUGGCUUUUGUUUUAAUUACAACAUUUUAAAGGGAUAGCUCGGAUAUUUAGAAGUGGGGUUGUAUGAGGUACUUGGCCGUAAUCUGUGUGGUAUAUACAAGAGAUGGUAGUUGGCAUGCCACAGAAACUGAGCAAUUUACCUCUAUGGACAGGGGCAGCAGUGAAAUGUAUUUUAGCCACUUAAAAAAAAUCAAUAUUAGUUUAAGUGCAUGCUAUAUUGAGAAUAUUUUCACUGCUUUACCUUUACCGUCAAACAGCUCUUUCUGACAGGAAACUGAGACUGAAACUCCCUGGACAAAAACAGUAAUUUUACCUUGCUGAACAAAAGGAGCUGCUGGCAGCUGUUGCUGCCUCUGUUAGUUUGUAUUCUUGUGUAACUUUGGCAUUUAAAAUGGUUGAUUUAGGUUCACCAAAGUCACACAGCAACACAAACUAAGCUAUCGAGGAAUGGUAUACCUGCUGUGAGGUAAAAUUUCAGUCUUUGUCAAAGGAGUCAGGCGCUUUGAAGAGAGCAUACAUGGUUUCAGUUCCCCCGUUGCGGUCUGUGACAAGGUGAAGCCGUGAAAAUAUUCUAAAUAUAGUGUACACUUGAACUGAGAAUGAUGGUUUUUUUAGGUCGCUAAAAACAUUUUGCUGCUGCCCCUGUCCACGGCAGUACAUUGCCUAUCUUCUGUGGUGGUACUCCUGUCUGCUUCUCCAAACUGGGGACAUGCUGACUUUCAUUUACUGUUUGUAAUACACUUUAUAUGAUAAGAGCCUCGUAUAGCCAACCUUAAAAAAUCUGAACUGUUUCUUUGAGAUCAUCGGUAGGUUAAACACUCGGUUUAAAAGCUGUGCAGCUUUUAAACCAAGACGUUUAAAACUGUUCCUGUUAGUGAUUUUAUCAUUAAAGCAUGUCAUGUUUUCUGUGUAGGUCUCUCUGAAGCUAAUCGUUGGAAGAUGGUGACAUGAAGUCAUCGUUGUUUUUCUUAAAAUUUUACCAAGUAAUUUUACAAUCAAGUUUAAAGUAUAAAUUUGUUUCUAUGAAUACUAUUCAUGUUUAUUUAUUAGUUUGUUUUUGUCAUAAACUUGCUUUUAAGUCAAAGGGAAGGCCUAAUGAGUGAUUCACAUUGUAAAUAUCUUGUGUUACCAAAGUCUAAUGUAAAUAAAUAUCUGUUUUCUUAAUUAA